Messenger RNA from Pseudoliparis swirei, 6716 nucleotides. RefSeq names its product prominin 1a (gene prom1a). The transcript is spliced from 27 exons. The record is from RefSeq and is a predicted model, not a curated record. Lineage: Eukaryota; Metazoa; Chordata; Actinopteri; Perciformes; Liparidae. Gene Ontology annotation, cellular component: microvillus; apical plasma membrane; cell surface. The coding region runs from base 308 to 2983 and encodes 891 amino acids. Gene Ontology annotation, molecular function: cholesterol binding.
CCUCCUCCUCCUCCCUCCCUCCCUCCCUCUCGCUCGCUCCCGUGACGCACAGAUGCCGGAGUGGAAGCGACACGCGCGCUCAUCGACGACCGGAGACGGAGCGGAGGAGAAGAUCUCCCGGUGUUGCGUCCGCCUGAACGAUGCUCGGGCUGAGUCUGACCGCGGGCAGCAGGACCUAACAAAGAAAACAGGACUGCGGUCCAUCUGGACACUUUUUACUCUCCCCACUCCUUCGAUAAGAAUCCAAGUGUCCUCCACCUCUUGAUCGGUUCUCUCCCUCCUAGUCCGGGUUCCUUUCACCAGCGCGAUGUGGAAGACCGGGGUCCCGGUGCUGCUGUGGGUGCUCCUCGCGUCCGGAGAACUCCACCAGGAGACGGAGUCGCGGAGGCUGCCCCCUCCGGGGAGGUUGGAUUUCGGUUACGUGCCCGCGGGAGUUUACGAGACCCUGGCCCACUACGAACCGGGACCGAUCGGGAUCCUGUUCCACAUGGUGCACGCGUUCCUCUGUGUGGUGCAACCCAACGCGUUCCCGAAAGAUCUCAUUGUCAAACUGGCAACGGACAAGUUUGGAGCCAUUCAGGCGGAAUACCAAAAGCCACAGAACAUAGUGCUGACCCUUCAGGCCGUCUACUACGAGAUGGGCUUCCUGGUGUGCGCGGCGGUCGGCCUGCUGUUCGCCGUCCUGGUGCCGAUGAUCGGCGUCUUCUUCUGCAUGUGCCGCUGCUGCGACAACUGCGGCGGCGAGAUGCACCAGCGCCAGAGGAAGAACGCCGAUUGCCGCCGCGGCCUCCUGGGAACGCUGCUGUUCUCCACCUCGCUGGUCAUCACGAUCGGCGUGUUGUGUGCGUACUCUGCCAACCAGAACCUGAGCUCUCAGGUGAAGAACAUACGGCGGCUGGUGAACAGCAACAUGAGGGACCUGCACACCUUCGCCAACGACACGCCGAUGCAAAUCGAUUACCUGAUAUCCCAAUACGCCACGACCAAGAGCAAAGUCAUCUACGACCUGGACAAUAUAGGUCCAUUGUUGGGUGGAAGGAUACACGAUCAGUUGGAUCAGGAGGUCCAUCCGGCCUUGGACAGAGUGCUCAAUAUGGCUGGAGCCAUGCGAGAAACCAAGGAGGCCCUUGACAACGUCAACGUGGGCCUGGAGGUCCUCCAGGAGGGAACCGGGCGGCUCAACUUCAACCUGAGCCUGGUCCGGACCGGCAUCAACCGGACCCUCAGCGACCCGGGCUGCCGCGAUGAGGACUCGGACGCCACCACCGCCCAGCUGUGUCGCAACAUCCGCCAGUCGCUGUCCCUGCUGCAGAUCGGCGCCAACUUCACGCGGCUCCCCAAUGUGAACGCUCAGCUGGAAAAGAUGAACGACGUCCUGAGAACGGACCUCAGUGCCAUCGUCCAGCAGGGCUUCGCCUCGUUGAACGACACGCCUCGCACGGUGGUGGAACAGACCAGAAGUGUUGUGGAGAGUGUGCAGGGUCUGGUGGACGGCAUCGGCAAAAACAUCAGCAGGUUUUCCAAGGUGUUCCCCGUGCAGAGCUCCCUGUCCAACUUCACUGUGUUCAUUAGCCACGCCCACGCCAAGAUCGAGGACCUCUACCCCGACAUCGACAAGAUGGACUUCUACAGGUGGAUCGGCUGCAUUGGUCUCUGCUGCAUGGUGGUCCUCGUCCUGGCCUUCAACUACCUGGGCCUGCUGUGCGGCACGCUGGGCUACGACAAGCACGCCUCGCCCACCACGCGAGGCUGCAUCUCCAACACGGGAGGAACGAUGCUCAUGGCCGGCGUGGGCUUUACCGUCAUCUUCUCGUGGGUGCUGAUGGGAGUGGUGACCACCAUCUUCCUGGUUGCAGGAAACAUGGAGAAACUCUUCUGUGAACCCUUCCACACCAAAGACGUCUUCAAGGUGGUGGACACCCCUCAUCUGGUCAACCCAGACUGGAAGAACUUCAUCCCCGGCUACAUCUACAACGACUCCGACCUGGAGCUGACGGCGGAGAGCUUGUACAGCACUUGCAAAGAGAACAAAGGCAUCUACUCAGCCCUGCGUCUGGACAAGGUCUUCAACAUCUCCUCGUUCCUGAACACGACAGUGUUCACCAAGGAGGUGGUGAGUCAGCUGGACAGCGUCAGGAUCGACCUGAGGGGCAUCGUCCUGCUGGAGGCCGAGGGGAGGAGGAACCUCCUGGACUUCUCUGAGGCGGGGCUGUCGGAAAUCAACUACGCCGACUACCUGGAAGAGGUCAACAAAGGAGUCACGGUGAUGGACCUGCUCUUAUUCGCCAGAGAGCUGGAGGCCCAGACGGACCUCAUGCCCAGAGGCGCUCUGCAGACCGCCCUGAAAGGCCACGCCGGCACGCUGCGGCAGAUCCACAGGCAACAGAUCGUCUCCAUGGAGCACGCCAUGAGCGCGUUGAACCAGAGUAUGAGGUUCCUGGAAAGAACCACCACAGAUCUGCCGAACAAAGUUUUAGCGGUUCUCGAUGCUAUUGAAGCGGCCCAGUACCUCAUCUCCCAGAAUGCAACACAUUUAAUCAAUCGGGAAACGGAAAGAUACACGGCGACCAUCGUUGGCUACUUCCAUCAAUACAUAGAAUGGGUCAAAACAUCAUUGGCUCUGGAGGUCGCACCAUGCAAGCCCUUCAGCAACAUGCUGGACACGGCGGAGAUCAUGACUUGCAGUUUCUUGGUUGACUCCAUGAACACGUUCUGGAUGGGCCUGGGCUGCAGCACCCUCUUCCUGCUCCCCAGCAUCAUUCUGGCUGUGAAACUAGCAAAGUUCUACCGCAGGAUGGACACGGAGGACGUUUACGAUGACAUUGAGACAAUUCCCAUGAAAACUAUGGAAAUUGGUAAUAAUGGUUAUCAUAGUGAGAGUCCACAAGGUAUCCCAAAUCCUAUGCUGACAAGCGUCCCUCCAUAUGACACUAUGAACAGGUUCCCGCGGGCCUCGGCUCCUCCGAGGCACAUCGACUGGUGACAGAGAGCCGGAGCUCUCGUUCUGGCUCCUGAAAGGUACCCGAAAGCCGAACCUCUGUUUUCUGAAACGCCGUUUUAAUUUUUUUACCUUCUCCAUCCUCGAUCUCUCUUCUGCGCCGCCGUCAGCUCCGCCUCCAUCCCCUGUUUCUGUGUUUUUCUGCCCCUCUAACCCAACUCUCUCUCUAACACUUCUUCACAGCUGGUUUUAGUGCUUUUCUGCUCACAGAUUGACUUUGCAGGAAAACCACCAUGGUGAGAAAAUGCUAAUUCUGGAAUCCCUAACGAACCGUGAAUGUCUUCACGGCGUUUGUGUCUGACGACGUGUGACCGCUUUAAUGCACUAAUCUGCUUUUUGUGAUGUUGUGAUGCUGAUUGAGAACAUCAUUUGCUUCAGAUCCUGAAUAUCACAUGAGAUGUACAGCAUUUUGGGAUAUAGCGUUUAAUAUCUGGACAAAGCAGGUUUUAUAAGACUACUUUAUCUAUUCUGAUUACUAUAUAAUAUAUAUUUUCCCAGUAGCAUGGAGUUCCUUGAGAGACUUAAGUGACUGCACUCUUGUGUCUGUUGCUUCACAACACAGCCCGAGCUGGAAUAAUCUCCUGGGCCAUUCAAGAGAAGAGAAAAAACAAAACAAUGCAUGAAUUAAACCCUUACUUGAUGAAUCUAAUUAAUAUUUCUUUAAUAUUUGCCUUCCCAGUGCCCUCGAAAACUGGAACUGAAACGCACCAUCGCUGUUUGUCUCGAGCCCCUCGGACCAUAAAAAGCUGGUUUCUUCACAACAGAAGAGGAACACACAAAUCCUUUUGUUGUUUUUUAUUUGUUUUUUUAUAUGUAGCUCAACUCAACCUCCUCAAACAGGCAGAUAACAGGACAGCUAAAUGCUCCCCAUCCGAGGAACUCUGCCUGCGGGACACGAGACUCUUCUCUCUCAGCGUCAAUCUGAGCCGGGCUUGUUCUGCAUCUUUUUCUUCUGCAUCUUUAUUUUUUAAAGGACUGACUUGUCUGCGUUUACAUUUGUUCAGACACAAAAAAAACAGCUGAAAAAAACACAUUCAGCGAGAGGACGGUGACAAUAACUGUGAUGCCUGUUCAUAUCAAUGUUCUCCUUCGCGCUUGAGAAGAUGGCCGGCUGAAAGGUCACCCGAAGGUCACGGCGACCUGGUAGACGAAGCUUCUUUUUUCCCCACCUGCUCUGGAUGUAUCGUAUUCGACCCAAAACAGCGGAACGUCGAGGAAAAAGGUCCAAGUUAACGUGACAUUUAAGGCAUGACAAUUUUUUAUUCUGGUUGGUUCCGGAUGGCACGUCCGUUGUUACUGCAGCGCGUGUGAGGCGGUGGGUCUGAACGUUGUUUUGCUGGAUGAUUUGAAAAAAUAAUACAGAAACAGGUAGAUUUGUAUGAUUAGAAUAAAGAAAUUUCGCAUGACUUAAAAAUAUAUAUAUAUAUAUAUGUUUACACUAUUACAGAACAUUCAGACGUCUUUGCUGGUUGUUGAACGGAUUGCAAAUGACCGGUUGCCUUUCAGAACUUUGUUUCAUGCAGUUAUUUUAUUUUUUUUACAGAUAUGCUCUUUCUAAAAAAGGGAAAAUCCACUCACAGAUGCAAUAUUCUGUGAUACAGUUGUUUGUGUUCUUUACUCCCCCACCCCUCAAAUAAUAAGUUUAUUUUUAAUUUUGUCAGGUCUUUAUUCCUUACGUUUCCCAGAAUGCAUUUAAACAAUCAGAAAAUUACACAAAAUGAAGUGUGGGACCAUUUUUCAUCAAAGUGACUUUUUGCUGCUUUCUGGUCAAUAUAUUUAUUUUUUAUUUGUAUUGCUAAUUUUUUUUUUUUACGAAAUCAGGAUGAUUUUGUCUCGAAAUUCUUUAAAAUUAAGCAAUUUCUGGUUAUAGCCCCUCCUCACAAGUUGUGUAUGUCAAUGGCUGGUAAGAAGUUUAACCAAAGAGGGAUUUUCCCAACUUCAAUUGAGUCAUUUGAUUGGUUAAUGUGAACUGACAGCUUAAAAGUUAGACACAACACAAUAUUCUAUUAUUAUGGAAAUAUGAUUUUACGUUCCCGUCUCUUUAACACUAUUUGGAGCCUUCAAAUUUAUCGCGGGACCAUAAAGGGAGUUGGAAACUACUGUUUUCAGCUAAAAAGCAAAUCGGAGGGAGGACCCUCAAAUCACAACAACAUCAAUCAAAAGAAAUUGAUCACCAAAUACAACUUUACCAAUAACAUAUGUAUUUGAUGUGGAUUUUCACUUUAACAUAAUGUUAGAGCUAUAACUUAAUAUUUCACAGGCUGAUAGAUGGUUCCCGAGCUAACAACAACACUAUAAUGUUGAGUUCACUAACAUGUGUACUGAGAUUUAGUGAUGAUGCGUUUAAAGUGGAGAAAUACUUUCUCAAGCCAAAUUGGGAUUUUUUUUUAAACUGUAGGUCUCAGGUCUUUAGUGGUCUAUCAGUAAAGUGCUUAUUCUGCUUUAAAAACCCACAGUAGCUAUGGAUACAUCUUUUUGUAACUAUACGGAACGAGUGAAUGUAUUCGAGCUAUAUCUUUUAUUUUGAAUAACUUGAUGAUGUUGGCUGAGAAAUAUGCUGAACUCUUUAUCACUUGACGCAACGGGCAAGCCAAUCUAGUCGUCCCAACCCCUUUUCGCCUCCAUGUUUACGGGUUAGAUUUAGACAAUCCAAUCACGGGACAGUUCAAAAAGUAGAAAGCCAGUAGAAAGCUUAAUGGUUUGCAAGGUGGAUGGUGUUGAUGCAUCGUGAAAAAUGUCCAUCGUAACAUUUUAAAAAGUUGUAUUUAGCGAAUUGUCUUUUAAAAAGCCAUCAUAUCUUGCAGUACCAUUGUGUAACUUUACUGUACUAAAAUUGUCAAUAAAAUGAAAUAAAUGUAAAGUACAUUUCAAUGUACAUUUUCACUAUUUUGGUGAUUUUUUUUUUUUUAAACGCUGACACAAACUCAAAGUAGCUUUUGGAUCUCUUAAAACCAACGAAUAAGCACAGAAAACAUGUAAUCUGCUGAACUUCAUUUACCUUUAUUACAUUGUGUUGUAAACUAACACAAUGGAAAACUAAUUUCAGGAAUUAAAAGGUAAUUUUAAUAAUUUCACAUCAACGUUAGCUAGCAGAUCAACGUUAGCUAGCAGAUCAACGUUAGCUAGCAGCUAAAGCUAGAAAGCUAUCUGUCGUACAUACAGUAGGUCAUAUAAUGAACCUCAUGUACUUGUAUUACAUUGAUUUUAAACUAACAACACAAUGGCAAACUAAUUUCAUGAAUUAAAAGGUCAUUUUAAUCAUUUCAGAUCAACGUUAGCAAGCAGCUAAAGCUAGAAAGCUAUCUGUCUUACAUACAGUAGGUCAUAUAUACGUGUACAUGAAAUAGUACUGCAUAGAACUACUAUAGUAUAUGUAAUAGUACAAUAUACACAGCAUACUGUAUAUGUAGUAGUACACACUGUCUGCCGGCGAUCUGGAUAAAGUUUAACAUGGCGCUAAUUUAAAACGGCUUUAGUUAGUAUAAAAUGAGCUCAGAGUUUUUAUUUACUUUUUCUUGUUAAGAUGGACAUUUUUUAAGUACAGUGUGCUCACUUCACAGGACUGUCAUUCUUGUCUGCUAGCAUCUGGAUUUUACUUUUUAAGUGCUUAAAAUAGAUACAUCAGCAACUGGUUUGACCUGCGUCACUGACGGAGCCAUAGCAGCGUCCUAUAUGGUGGCAACGAGUGUAUAAAAUGUGAAUAAACUUUGAAAUUCAA